Molecule: messenger RNA, 596 nt
Organism: Suillus clintonianus
Lineage: Eukaryota; Fungi; Basidiomycota; Agaricomycetes; Boletales; Suillaceae
Exons: 5
Coding region: 82-306 (74 amino acids)
Source: RefSeq, a predicted model, not a curated record
AGGCUGUGAGUGUUUUGAUCCUCGAGCGUUGCUUACCAAUGCCAUCGCCGAUCCACCGAUAGGACCUUUACGGCCCUCAUUAUGAAGGAAUACGGUCUAAAUUACACUCUCUGGCCUCUGGUUCUUCACCAUUGGAGAAAAUUGUUCAGCUCAGCUCUGCUGCUGUUAUUAUCUUCGAGCGCUCUUUCUAUCUAUUCGACCAGCGGCGCUAUUUUCGGUUCCAGCGGGAGUCUGUUCACCCUCUGCAUGCCGCUCUCGAGCAGUACAUGGCGUCUCCGCAUGCAGCUGCUGUCAGGGAAGCUGUGAGCGUUGCUAUCUAUGCAUACCAAGGAAACUCUUCUACUUGGAAGGCGAUGCUAGGUUUGGAAAGUUCUGAGAGGAAGUUGAUCAAAACGAUUCUUGAAGUCGCUUUGCAGCAUCGCCUGCCAAGAACUUGAUGUUAUGAAAUCUAUCACCAACUUCGAUGAUGUUCGGAGUUGAGUUGGCGGUGAAUGCAGGAUUUUUGAAUGGUCUAUUGAGGUGGACACAGGCAAUGUAAUUGUAUCAAAUGUUGUAUGUGGUGGUUUUUCUGGUAUGGCGUAUGCGCGCGUGAAGCA